Molecule: messenger RNA, 2361 nt
Organism: Spinacia oleracea (spinach)
Lineage: Eukaryota; Viridiplantae; Streptophyta; Magnoliopsida; Caryophyllales; Amaranthaceae
Exons: 1
Coding region: 1-2361 (786 amino acids)
Source: RefSeq, a predicted model, not a curated record
AUGGAUACAAGUUGGAUAGAUCUACCCACUGGCCACCCUGAAUAUGUCGAUGGUUGUAUGCAAUUCAUUGCGUUUGCCAAGCAAGGUCUAUUCGAAGGAAAAAUUAGAUAUCCAUGUAAGAACUGUAAGGUGGAUAAAUGGUUCCCGGUUAAUGAUGUAGAGCGACAUAUUUUUUUUAAGGGGUUUUAUAAGUCGUAUAGAAAUUGGAUCUUUCAUGGUAAAGGGGAUAUGGUUCAACGUAUGUUAGGGAGUGAUGGAGGGAGUACUAGUGAAGGAUCCCUUGGUAAUAAAAGUGGGUUUGUAGGUCGAGAUAAUAUGGGAGGACUAUUAAGAUCAGCUUUUAGUGUUAAUGUGCCACCCAAUUUUCCAACUUUUGAAGCAAGAGAGGAUGGUGAAUGGUAUGAGGAGCCCGUGUCAUACGACACAGAUGUUCAAUAUGAUGAUUCUACAAUAGAAGAAGAUGCGACAUAUAAGAAGCUACUUCAAGCUUCUGAGGAGAAAUUAUAUGAGGGGUGUAUUAAUUUUUCAAAGUUAUCUUUUCUUCUACACUUAUUUCACUUGAAGUGUAUGCAUCACUGGUCCAUUGAAUCUUUCAAUAUGCUCUUGAAGCUGAUUUUAGAUGCAUUUCCUCAAAUACUUGAUUUUCCCUCGUCUUAUUAUUACAGUAAGAAAAUGAUAAAAGACUUGGGCCUUGGGUAUGAAAAAAUUGAUGCUUGUCCUAAUGAUUGUAUGCUGUAUUGGGGUGAAUUUUUAGAGAAAGACAAGUGUCAUGUUUGUGGUAAAUCGAGGUGGAAAACAACCAAGGGUAAGAAGGGUGACGAUGUAAGUGAUCAAGGUACGAAUACUUGUAAGAAAGGUGUGCCAGCUAAGGUAAUGCGAUAUUUUCCUCUUAUCCCAAGACUAAAAAGAAUCUACAUGUCAUCAGAAACAGCAGAAAAUAUGAGAUGGCAUGAUACAGAGCGAUUGGGUGAAGAUGAUAAGAAGAUUUUGAGGCAUCCUUCCGAUGCCAUAGCGUGGAAGGCAUUUGAUGAGCGUUAUACAGAUUUUGCAUUAGACCCUCGUAGUGUUCGAUUAGGUCUUGCGAGCGAUGGGUUUAAUCCUUACCGUUUAAUGAACACUACUUAUAGUACAUGGCCAGUGGUGUUGAUUCCUUAUAAUCUUCCACCAUGGCUAUGUAUGAAACCAUCUUCUUUCAUUUUGUCCACAUUUAUUCCCGGAAAAGCAAGUCCUGGAAAUGAUAUUGACGUGUAUUUGCAACCAUUAGUUCAUGAGUUGAAAUUGCUGUGGGGAGGGGUUGAAGCUUUUGAUGCUUUUGACGGAGUGAAAUUUAAUUUGCGCGCGGCUCUGCUUUGGACUAUUAAUGACUUUCCUAGCUAUGCAAUGCUCUCUGGUUUGAGCACAAAAGGUUACAAUGCAUGUCCUAUAUGCAUGGAUUCCACACCCUCUGAUAGAUUUGGGAACAAGAUUUGUUAUUGUAGCUAUAGAAAAUGGUUACCCGCAGAUCACCCAUAUCGACGUCAGGGUGUAAAGUUUUGUGAGAAGUUUGGAACUAAUGAGUUGGGUGAAGCCCCAUCUCGUCCUAGCGGCACUGAUAUAUUGAGGCAACAAGAAAAGGUCGAGUAUGUUUAUGGAAAGUCAAAGGCACCACCGAAAAAGAGACAAAGAGGACAUACUGAUAACAAUGAUGUCCAAGAUGAAAUUGUCUUUGGUACCAAGAGAAGCAUAUUCUUUGAUUUGGUGUAUUGGGAGCAUAAUCUUCUAAGGCAUAAUUUAGACGUUAUGCACAUUGAGAAAAAUGUGUCUGAGAAUCAUUUGGGAACACUUCUUAGUAUGGAUAAGAGUAGAGAUAAUAGGGAUGAUCGAGAAGCCCUUGAAGCAUGGACAAUAAAGACUCACCUUUGGCUUAGUGCUGAUCACAAUGGAAAUGAAUACAUGCCUUCAGCUUCCUAUUCUAUGUCUAGGGAGGAAAAAGAGAGAUUCUUAAAUGUUUUGGAGAAACUUAAAGUUCCGGAUGGAUAUGGAUCCAACCUUUCUAGUUGUGUGAAUAUGAAGCAAAGGGAGUUGAUUAACCUCAAGAGUCAUGAAAACCAUGUGCUAAUGCAAGAUAUACUCCCCGUCGCCUUAAGAGCUUCUAAUGCUACAAAGGUGAUUGACUUGUUGGCUAGAUUGUCUUCGUUUUUCAAGAAGUUGUGCUCCACCAGUAUUGAUCCAGAUGAUUUAGAUGGUCUUCAAGAUGGAAUUGUUUUAACUCUUUGUCAGUUGGAAAUGGAGUUUUUGCCUUCAUUUUUCACAAUCAUGGUCCAUUUGUUGAUUCACUUAGUGGAGGAGGUUAAACUUGGUGGACCAGUGCAAUACAGAUGA